Messenger RNA from Racocetra persica, 156 nucleotides. The record is from the annotation of a GenBank genome assembly. Lineage: Eukaryota; Fungi; Glomeromycota; Glomeromycetes; Diversisporales; Gigasporaceae.
CAAAAGAUUAUUUUUUACGUGUAUUGGAUCCAAAAUGUCGUUCAUGGGCUCGUGCUUAUCUUCACCGAGUAUUCACAGCGGGUAUUAAAAGCACAUCAAGAGUCAAAAGUUACAAUUGGGUCAUCAAAAAACAAUUAAAAGCGAAUAGUACUCUAU